UUCCUGUUGAACUUUUCCAGUCGCUUCUGGAGCUGCGCGGACGAGGUCCACCAUGGCCCAGCAGCAGCAGCAGGAGUUCCAGCAGAGCCUGGAGGAAGCUCUGUCCUGGAUGAGGGCCGUCCAGGACCGGCUGAGGGCCAACGACAACACGCAGGGGCCCCGGGACGCCCUGGAGGCCCGGCUCCGGGAGACCGAGAAGAUCCAGCACUCGGAGUACGAGGGCCGGCUGAAGAUGGAGGCGGCUCUGCUGGCGGCCGAGAGUCUCCUGCAGGACGAGGACGAGGAGCUGAAGAGCAGCACUCACCUGCAGCUCCGGGACCUGAAGACGCUGUGGGAGGAGACGGGAACCUACAUCGUCCACUGCCACAGCCGUAUCGAGUGGGUGUGGCUGCACUGGUCUGAGUUCCUGAAGGCGUGCGAGGAGCUGCAGCUGUGGCUGGUCCGGCAGCGCCGCGGCCUGGACGCCGGGCCGGAGCUGCAGCCGGGCCUGCGGGAGAAGCUGUGGCAGCUGGACCAGCAGCGCGUGGCCGUCAGCGACGUGCACGGCCAGGCGGCGCUGCUGGAGCGGCUGCUGGACGAGGCGGCGGCGCUGCACAACCGGACCCAGGACCCCAGUCUGGACCCGCAGGCCCAGGAGAGGCUGAGGGAGGACUACAACGAGGUCCGGGACCGGGCCGAGGAACGCCUGGCUCUGCUGCAGAAGGUCAGCGAGGAGCACCAGCAGUUCCAGACCGGCGUCCAGAGGUUCCAGUCCUGGUUACUGACCAAGACCAGGGAGCUGACGGAGUUGAUGGAGCAGGAGGAGCCGGCUGAGAGCAAGCUGCACGCCCUGCAGGUGCUGGACGAGGCCGUGGCCUGUGAGGAGAAGACUCUGCAGCAGCUGGAGUUGGUGGCGGACGGCGUGCGGUCGUCCUCGUCCCCUCUGGGCGCGGCGGCGGCGCAGGAGGAGGCGGAGGAGCUGCGUCUGGGCUGGCAGCGGCUGCGCCAGGGCCUGGCCGAGGCGGGCGAGGGGCUGCGGGGACGCCUGGACGCUCACGGCCAGUACCUGGACCGCUGCCGGAGGCUCGGGGACGACAUCGGCCGGCUCAGGGGACUCCUGCAGGGGCUGGACCGGGAGCUGGGGGGGACCCGGGACACCCGGGAGAACAGGGACCAGGAGAACCGGGACGGGACCCCAGACCCCUCCGAGGAUCAGAUGGUCGGCCGCUGGAGGAAAUACACGGGCGUCAGGAACACUCUGGUACUAGAGGAGUCUCAGGUGGAGCAGCUCAAGUCUCAGCUGAAGGAUCUGUUCAGGUUCUCCGGAGAUUCCCGUCACCUGUCGGACGACGUGCUGGCCGUGGUUCGAGAACACCAGAGUGUGAAGUGCAGGGCGACCCGGCUGGUGUCGGAGUCUGAACUGGGCCUGAGGAGUUUCCUGCAGGAUCCUCUGCUGCUCUACGGCCAGUGGAGCCACGCCGUCGCCACGGCGAUGGAGGGAUCGGCCAACGUCAACGACUUCUGCCACAUCGCCCUGCAGCUGCAGAGGAUCCAGGGCCUGCUGGAGGACGGCUCCCGCCUGCAGGAGCGUCUGGCUCUGCUGCAGGUGAAGGGCGAGCUGCUGGACUCCGUGUUCGGCCCGGAUCGGUCCGACGGGCUCCAGGGGGAGCUGAGUUCUGCCGUCCGGAACCGGGAGCUGCUGCAGGAGCAGCUGCUGCAGAGGAAGAGCCGGCUGCAGGGCCUGAUUUCACGAACCAAAGACUUCGACGAGGCUUACGGGUCGAUCAGAACCACGCUGGCCGGUUUCAGGGAGAGACUGCAGGCCAUCGACGUCCCACAGCCCGACAUCCUGGCCAAGAAGAGCCGGCUGGACCAGCUGAUGGUGGUCCACAAGGACCUGGAGGACCUGGAAUCUCACAUCGUUGCCAUGGAGACGCUGGUUUCCAGCAGUCAGAGCAACAGGAGUCGGUUGGAGAAGCUCCACGGGGACUGGACGGAUCUGCACCGGACGGUGACGGCCAAGGCCAUAGAGAGCGAGGACGCCGUCUGCGACCACGAGUGUUUCCACGGCAACCUGCUGGGCGUGGAGAAGUGGAUGAUGGUGAUGAGGCAGAAGCUGGAGUCGUUCAGCAGCCCGGCGGGCGGCUGGAGCGUGGAGGGCCGACGCCACGAGGCCGAGAGGGCGCUGGGCGAGUUCCCGGAGAAGGAGCAGCAGCUGCAGCAGACGGAGGUCCAGGCUCAGCUGGUUCUGGCCCAGACGGCGGCCGACGGACAAGUCCACAUCCUGAGAGACCUGGAGAGACUCCGGGACCUGUGGGUGGACCUGUACGACACCAGCCUCAACCUGCACAGGCUGCUGAGCGGCUCCACGGAGGUGGAUUCUGGAUCAUUCAGCGGUGAGCCGGAACCAGAACCAGAACCAGACCUGGUCCCAGCAGUCCGGGGAUGUGGGCUCGGUCUCGAAGCCAAAGACGGUUCCGUGUUUGGUGAGGGACGAGGAGAGGCCAGCAUGUAUGCAGGAUCAGGACCAGGACCAGGAUCAGGACCAGGAUCAGGAUCAGAACCAGGACCAGAACCAGGACCAGGAUCAGAACCAGGACCAGGAGCAGGACCAGGAUCAGGAUCAGGAGUGUCCAACGUCUUCAUGAAGUCUUCAGCUUCACCCUCCACGGUUCUGCAGGGCAGAAAAGGGUCCAGGUGGAACCAGUUUGAGGACUGGCUGUCCAGAGAGAACCAGAUCCUGUCAGGUGUUAUCAACGUGAAGGAGGCGGAGCUGAGCGACGCGACGGUCAAGACGCGACAGGAAACUCUGCAGGGUCUCCGGUCCAGGGUGUCCUGGGGUCAGGACCAGUUCCAGCUGCUGCUCCAGGAGAGCGCCGACGGUCCGACUGAUCCCGGUCUGGCUGGUCCCGGUCUGGCUGGUCCCGGUCCAGCUGGUCCCGGUCCAGCUGAGGACGUGUCUCUGGAGGAGCUUCGCUACCGCUGGAUGCUCUACAAGUCCAAGCUGAAGGACGUGGUCGACAUCAGGGCCAGACGCAGGACCAGGACGAAGCAGAAACUCCCAGCCUUUCAGGACGAGCUAGCCGCCAAACCAAAGCCUCAGAAGGAAGCCGGGCUGCUGCAGCGGGUGUGUCGUCUGGCGCUGCUGUUCUGGCUGCUGCUGCUAGCGCUGCUGCUGCUCUCCUUCCUGCUGCCGCUGAUGGACGACGGAACCAGCUGCUCGCUGGCCAACAACUUCGCCCGCUCCUUCAGCGUCAUGCUGCGCUACGACGGCCCGCCUCCCACGUAGCCGCGCUACGACAGCCCGCCGCCCACGUAGCCGCGCUACGACGGCCCGCCGCCCACGUAGCCCCGCUACGACGGCCCGCCGCCCACGUAGCCGCGCUACGAUGGCCCGCCGCCCACGUAGCCAAGCUACGACGGCCGCCGCCCACGUAGCCGCGCUACGACGGCCCGCCGCCCACGUAGCCAAGCUACGACGGCCCGCCAACACCAAACUUUCUAAAUAAAAGCUUUAAUUGAUAGGACAUUGAUAGGAAAGCCAGAAACACGCCUCACACUCCACUCCGCCCUCUGUAGGCGUGUUGCCAUAGCAACCUCCGCCCUCUGUAGCCGUGUUGCCAUAGCAACCUGCGUCUCAGCGCUGCGCUUAUUUAUCUCUAUGCAAAAGUCAAAAGCUUGAAUUGCGGCAGGAAAAAAGUUUCAGAUGAAGUUUGACGUGGCUUUUUUUGUUUUUAUGUUCAUGUUAUUCUUGUUAAACUCAUUAAAUCAUCUGAUCCGCUGUUUCCGGUGUUUUCUGGUCUAGGCAGGUCUGGUCCGGUCCGGCCCGCGGCAGAAACACUGUUGUUUCCAUGGUAACGUCCUCAGACGACAGUGUUAAUACCGCCGCAACACCAAACUUUCAAAAUAUAAGCUUUAAUCGAUAGUACAUUGAUAGCACAGCCAGAAACACGCCACACACUCCGCGUGGUUGCCAUGGCAACCGCCGCCCUCUGUAGGCGUGUUGUCAUGGCAACCUCCGUCUCGGCGCAGCGCUAAGUUUAUCUCUAUGCAAAAGUCGGAAGCUUGAAUUCCGGCAGGAAAAAAGUUCAGAUGAAGUUUGACGUGACUCUUUUGUUUUUAUGUUCAUGUUACUCUUGUUUGUUAAACUCAUUAAAUCAUCUGAUCCGC
Messenger RNA from Cololabis saira (Pacific saury), 4149 nucleotides. RefSeq names its product spectrin repeat containing, nuclear envelope family member 3 (gene syne3). The record is from RefSeq and is a predicted model, not a curated record. Gene Ontology annotation, cellular component: cytoplasm; meiotic nuclear membrane microtubule tethering complex; nuclear outer membrane. Bases 53 to 3268 code for a protein of 1071 amino acids. Lineage: Eukaryota; Metazoa; Chordata; Actinopteri; Beloniformes; Belonidae. Gene Ontology annotation, molecular function: actin filament binding. Gene Ontology annotation, biological process: nuclear migration. The transcript has 18 exons.